Messenger RNA from Nematostella vectensis (starlet sea anemone), 4525 nucleotides. Its product is annotated as echinoderm microtubule-associated protein-like 4. Gene Ontology annotation, biological process: microtubule cytoskeleton organization; intracellular signal transduction. The coding region runs from base 452 to 4483 and encodes 1343 amino acids. The record is from RefSeq and is a predicted model, not a curated record. The transcript has 19 exons. Gene Ontology annotation, cellular component: mitotic spindle. NCBI's taxonomy places the organism in Eukaryota, Metazoa, Cnidaria, Anthozoa, Actiniaria, Edwardsiidae. Gene Ontology annotation, molecular function: microtubule binding.
AAAAACAAAGAUGGCGGAGAGACUCGGCGCAAAAUUUACAAUUUAGAUUUUCUCUCGUGAAUCACCUGCUUAACGACAAUCACGCUUAACGACCGGUCUAUUGAAUGAGUCUCGUGCUUAUACCUGAAAUAUCUCAUCCGAUUGUCAGCAGCAAAACAAUGAGUUAGCAGAGAAGAGUCUAAACGCCGAGAGAUCAUGGUUGGAAACGGAUCCAAAUGACAUGGAAAACUCUUUGUUUACUAUGGGCAACGUGAAAUACUUAACCAGUUGCAGUAUGCUGAUGUAAAUGGAGCAGCAAAUAAAAGUUACUUGUGCCGCUGCUACUCAUCGUGAAAAUGGUACUUGAAAAGGAUUUUAACAUGCACUUUAUCAACUUUAUCAAAUCGUCAUUUGGUAAAAAGUCGUUUCGGCGUUGUUCACAUUUGGUCAAAUAGAUUAUUGGAAUAAUCUCAUGAUGUCAUAUCGAAGCAAAAGGUAUGCGGGAAGUCAGGGACCCAAGCAAAAACAAAAUAAAGAACCAUUUCAGGAUUUCAACUACAACGGUGCGUCCACUGACGACACUGAGCAUGAAAUGCCGAAAGACGAACUACCGCGAAUAAAUGGAGCCAGGGCAAACGACAAAAGAAAUAUAGAAAACAGGAGAGUUGAUGAACCGUAUAAAAGCAAGAUUCCUGUAGGGCCUAGACGCAUCCCUAAUGCAAAUAGAGAGUCCAAAAACGAAGAAGAAGUAAGAUCUACUAGCCCGGUCAGGGAUCGGGUUGGAGGGCGUAAACAGAAUAGCUAUGAAGUUAGCCCGCGGAAAAACGCAGCAAAAUCGCGAAAUAUUUCCAAGAAAGUGUUUUUUUAUCGUAAUGGAGAUAAGCACUUUAAAGGGAGUACAUUAAUUGUCACUAAACAGAAGUAUGGGUCAUUUGAAAGUCUUGAGGAAGAUUUGUCUGCGAGGAUACCUCUACCAUAUGGCGUGCGGUAUGUGUUUGACAUGGAGGGCCACUUGGUUACCGAUAUAAACCAACUUGAAGACGGAGGAGUGUACGUUUGUUCGUCUGGUGAUCGACUGAUACAAAAUAUAAAUUACGGAGAAGAGAAACUAAGACAAGAGCAAACUAUUGACACAAAACCAACUAUGCCUUCUGAUCACUCAUCUAGUUCUGAAAGCCCUAUGUCUAAGAGCAAUGAAACGACAAAACCACGCGUGAUUACCAUUUAUAAUAGUAAGGAAAAGACAUCAAAGUGUAAAAUAUUACUAAACAGUAAAACAACUAAGAGUUAUGAAGAUAUUCUGAAAGACAUAUCAGAAAUGAUGAAGUUGAAGAGCCAUACACGCAUCAAAGAUUUAUUCACGAAAGAUGGAACUAAGGUUGGAGGAAUGUCAGAAUUGUUUCAUGGCCCUCAGACAUAUUUUGCUGUGGUUGCUCCUGAGACUGUCCCCAAAAGGAACUUGUCCAACCCGUCAUUGCAGAGUAGUGAAGGAUUAUCACCAUCUCAAAGUAGAAAGAUUCAGAGAUCAAGAAAAAAACAGCGCAGAGACCAGCAGGGCAAUCAACAGUCUAUUACUGUCAGAGUCAAGGGCAAAAAGCUUACAUAUUACUCUCCUACAAACAAUGACCGGCUAACAGUAGAUGAAGAUGAUGAUGAAGCAUUUUCCCCUCCAGAUGCAAAACCACAGCUAGAUUGGGUGUAUGGCUACCAGGGAACACAGCACAAUCUACAUGUGCUGCCGUCAGGGGAAAUCCUCUACUUCAUUUCAAGAAUAGUGGUGAUCUACAACAAGAAAAGCAAUAUACAGCGGCAUUACACUGGACAUGCUGAUGACAUCAAAUGUAUGGCUGUUCAUCCCAACCAAUGGUAUAUUGCAACAGGCCAAGCAUCUGGACUGUCUUUAGACCAGAAUGAAAUGAGCCACAUACGUCUGUGGGAUGCAGAGACACUCAUCACUCUCGUUGUGCUUCCACUAGAUGACUACAGUCUCAGUGUUGAGACUUUGGCAUUCUCAGUAGAGGACAAUGGCAAACAGUUGGUGUGCAUUGACAGCAAUGAUGAUUCCUUCAGACUAAACCUUUGGGAAUGGGAAGACAGAAGUCUGUUGACACAAAGCAAGGAGCUCUCAGCUCCUGUGCUGGACAUAGCAUUUGAUCCUGAUGAUAGCAAGACGAUCGUGUCAUGCGGCAAAGAACAUAUCUACUUUUGGCGGUGGCACAAUGGCAAGUUGGAGAGAAAGAAUGGAUACUUUGAGAAGUACCCUGUACCUCAGUACUUGACAUGCAUGGACUUUGCACCAAAUGGAGACAUCUGUACUGGAGACUCUAGUGGGACUGUUACCGUCUGGGGUAAAGUGUCAAAAAAGAUCAAGUUUGUUGUAAGAAAUGCCCAUGAGAAAAGCAUUCUUUGUUUGCGCGUGCUCCCCAAUGGUACACUGCUGACAGCGGGCGGAGUCGAUGGCAGAGUCUGCGCAUGGGACUCCAAUAAAUAUUUCACUACCCCACUACACGAGGCACAGCUUACCGACGAUAUGACCGGUAUAAAUGCACUGGAGCCACUGCUAGUCGAAGACAGUGAUGAUGUGACGCUCUUGGUUGGGACGACGGCUAACAAAAUACUCGAAGGUUCAUUUACAUCUGACUUCAUCCCACUUGUCAAGGGCCACAGUGACGAGGUCCCGGCCCUUGCUGUUCAUCCAAGUAAAGACUUGUUUAUCUCCGCCUCCAUGGACAAGUUCGCUUACUUGUGGUCCGCUAAAGAUCACAAGACAGCCUGGAGCACUGAUGUCGGGUUCUCCAUCAAAUGUGCCGCGUUUUACAACACCGGUAGCGUCGUAGCGCUUGGGUCUACAAAAGGAAGGUGGAUUGUUCUUGACGGGCAGACGGGAAUGCAUGUGUGCUCAUUCCAAGAUGGAACAGAACCCCUGACCGACAUUGAAUACUCACCAGAGGGUGAGCACGUGGCGAUCGCGUCUAAGGACGGCAAUAUCUACGUACACUCGGUGUACGAUGACGGGAUGACGUACAGACGGGUUGGCUGCUGUUCGAACCACACGGCUCCCGUGAUGUUUCUAGACUGGUCUGUUGACGGCUGUUUUAUCCAAAGCAUCUCCACCGAGUACGAGCACAUCACUUGGGAGAUCGGCGCCUUUCAGAGAGAGGAAUCACAGAAUGUGAUCCGAGACACGGAGUGGAAUACUCGUAACGUAGUGCUGGGCUACGACGUGGCAGGGGUCUGGCAGUCCACGCCGACAGAGGAGAACCUGGUGACUAGUUCUGACCUGUCAUGGUCACAUGACCUCUUGGCCGUCGGAGAUGAGCUUGGCUACAUUCGCCUCUUCCGUUACCCAUGCUGCAUUGAGGGGGCACAGUAUCACCAAGUGCGUGCACAUAGCAUGUCCGUGGCACGUGUUCUGUUCCUCGCCUCGGAUAAGUUUCUUUUGAGCACCGCUGGUCAAGAUCGAGCCGUCCUACAGUGGAUCAUGGAGGGUAAAAUGGCGCCGCUCGCUGAAGAGCGGGAAGACGAGCCAACAGACGAACAAACACCUGAACAGUCGGAACCGGACGAUUAUACAUCAACGGAGGAGCGACAGAAAAUUUCUUCCGAAAACUCGGACCAUGAUCGGCAUUAUUCCGAUUACUCGGACGACUCUGAGUAUAUGUCACAGGAAGAGGAACUCCCAACAAGAGCCUUGCAUGUAGGAGACAGUAGGCGACGUACUGACAAAGACAAGACUCCCCGAGUGCAUUCUGAAGGCAACGUUCGUCAAGACACGAGAAAGACCCGUAACCCGACUUCGUACUCGGAAGGAGACGAACGGACACCCCGAAGGAAAAGGGAAGUAGACACAGAUGAAGGGAGACGCAGAGAUCGGGCUCCGAGGCCAAGGAAAUCUUUUGAGGACAUGUUCAGAAAGGAGAAAGAUAAGAAGGAGAAACCUCUAGGGCGUGGUGAAGGUAGAGACUCCCCUCCUCGUCGACGCUCGGACUCGCAAGACGAGUACACAGACGAUGAAGUGAUGAUUAUCCCACCAAGGCGGCUGGUCCGCAAACAGGACUUGGCUGCUCAGAAAGGUGGCUAUGCCUCGCAAAUAGGGAGACGAAACGAGCCCGACCGUGAGCAGCCUAAGCAGAGGGUAGGUAGAAGAGACGAAAGGGACCCUGAUGAUGAGGGUACAGGAAGGCGUAGACGUGGAAGAGGACGGGAUGACAUUGAUAGAGGAAGAGAUGAUGUUAAUAUAGGAAGAGUUGAUAGAGGAAGGGAUGGUGCUAAUAGAGGUAGGGUUGAUGCUGGUAGAGGUAGGGGUGAUGCCGACAGUGGGAGGGGUGAUGCCGACAGAGGGAGGGGUGAUGUUGUCAGAGGGAGGGGUGAUGCCGACAGAGGGAGGGGUGAUGCCGACAGAGGGAGGGGUGAUGUUGUCAGAGGUAGAGAGAAUGGUAACACACAUAGGGGUAAUAGGGAUGGGUAUGCAACAAGACGGGGAGGUGGCUACGCCCGUAAAUAAAGCAAAUAGUAAUGAGAUAUAAAAUUAGAUAUAUCCAUGGAC